Pezoporus flaviventris is the source of this 1778-nucleotide messenger RNA. RefSeq names its product biogenesis of lysosomal organelles complex 1 subunit 4 (gene BLOC1S4). The record is from RefSeq and is a predicted model, not a curated record. Gene Ontology annotation, cellular component: BLOC-1 complex. The coding region runs from base 32 to 655 and encodes 207 amino acids. NCBI's taxonomy places the organism in Eukaryota, Metazoa, Chordata, Aves, Psittaciformes, Psittacidae. The transcript has 5 exons.
CGCUUGAGGGGAAGUGGAGGGUGGCGGUGUGAUGGCGGACGCGGAGGGGGUAGGAGAGAGCGGCGGGGCCGAGCUGUUGGGCGCCUGCCCCGGCGCGGACAGUGGGCACGUCUCCCAGAGCCACAGCAGUGCCUCCGGCCUCGGGGAACCGGAGGACGAGGACACCUUGGAGGCGUUGCUCAGCGCCACCGCCGCCGCCUACUCCGCGUACCUGCUGGCUGACCGCAGCCUCUUCAGCGAUGAGAUAGAAAGCUUAGACAAGAACCUAGAAGAUUUGCUGACCAGAGUGGAUGAAUUUGUGGGAAUGCUGGACAUAAUUCGAAGUGAUUCCUCUCAAGUUAUCAAUGAAAGUAUACCUGAAAUUUACACAAAAGCUACAGAAAUGAGACACAUAUACAGGAAGAUUGACAAGCUAGAGGCUUUUGUGAAGAUGAUCAGCAAUAGCGUAGCUGGACUGGAAGAACGGGUCACAAAGGCAGAAACAGACCUUGGAGCUUUUCCAAGCACAUUCAAGAAAAUCUUGCACACAAUCAGCAUACCAUCCUUCCUUAAUAAAUCAUCUUCCUCACGACAACAGCAGACCCUCUAUGAACCUCCAGUCCUCUUCAAGACUGAAGACUAUUUUCCAUGUCUUAAUGAAGCACCUUACGAAUGAUUUUUGCUUUGGGAUUGAUGUGAAUCAGCCAGAAUAGAGACAGCCAAGUGAACAAAAGGAAUGCUAGCCUCAAAAUUGCUGCAUUUUUGAACAUUAUCAGUGGCAUAUUGCCAUUAUGAUUCUCACUGUCUUCCUUCAGGCAGUAUUUUUCAGGUAAUCUUUUUUGUGUACAUUAUUUCAAAAGUCUUCCUAAAACACAUUAUAAAUUUUCAGAUUAUUUUGAGGAAGGAAUGUAAGAAUACUUUCACAUUAGAUUUUUUUCUUCCUUUUUAAAAUAGAUAAAUAAUAGGAAACAAUUUUAUAUAUAAAUUUUUUAACAAAAUACUUGUGCUGCUGCAAGUGUAAAUAGCUAUUCCACAAAGACAUGGGCCUUUGGUUUUUUGUUUGGUUGUUUCUCCCUCUGCAAUAUACUUUUCGGGGUGAAAGAAAAACUAUGCAUGAAAUAAUCUACUCCAAGUAUUGAAACCUGGUCCCUGCAGUUUGUACAAGGAAAUGCACUACAUUGGGAUGUAGAGGUUGCAAGGGGAGUACUUGGAAGUUCGGUGAGGAGUCAAGAGCGUGAAUCAAUGAACAUGGUCUAGUCCCAGUUCACAAAGCAAACAUCCUGCCCCCACUGAUGAUCAUCAUGUCGAAGUGACUUGAGAUUCUAAUUAUUGCAGCGUUGUAUUGUUUGAUGUGUAACCAGGUGGGCAUAGGAUAUAUAUGUUUAACCUGCUGUCAAAAAGUAUCUAAGUUGAGGCAGUGAUGUCCUUGGGCUGAGCCUCAAUCAGGUGCCUGGACAGACUGUCUGCUUUUCCCUCUCAACCCUUGGUAUGGUUACUGGGAUUCCCUGCUGAUUGCAGGGUGAGUAUAUUAUCAAUAAACUAAUAGCUAUCUAACCCCUGUUGUGAUCUUGCAUUUCACCUGACAGCUUCGAACUGCACCAUUGUUCCUGAAAACCUUCUUGCAUGCAGUCUCAUAUAGUGCAUAGCAGGUAUUACUCAUAAAUUGUUUUAUUCCUCUAAACAACAAUUUUAUCACUGCUGUUGUAGUACCAGUAUAACUCACUAGAAAUAUGCAAAAUUCAAAUAUCAGGGGAAUAAAGAAUGCAUUAGGGAGAAAACAUCUGGUGAUUUUGUGCAAG